AUGUAAGCACGUAUGACAAAAAGAUUAUAAAAAGAUUUAGAAGCAAUAUAAAAAAAUUAUAAAGAUUAAUUUUAAGUUACAUUACCCAAAAAUGAUCUUCAAAUUUGGCAUAUUGAAUUUACAGCCUCCAAAGAAACAGUAUUUGCAGAUGAAAAAUUUAAAUUAUAAUUUAAAUUUUCACCAGAAUAUCCUAUUGAAUCUCCUGAAGUAAUUUUUAUUGGAAAAGUACCAGAUCAUGAACAUAUAUAUUCAAAUGGAUUUAUUUGCUUAUCAAUAUUAUAUGAUGAAUGGAGUCCUGCAUUAACUGUAGCAUCAGUUUGUCUUUCAAUUAUUUCAAUGCUUUCAUCAGCAUAAAAAAAAGCUAGACCAUUUAACGAUGCAGAGUUUUGUAAAAGAUCUUAAGGGAGAGGUCCAAAAGCCUUUUUAUGGAGUUAUGAUGAUACUAAAUGUUGA
Molecule: messenger RNA, 453 nt
Organism: Ichthyophthirius multifiliis
Lineage: Eukaryota; Ciliophora; Oligohymenophorea; Hymenostomatida
Product: ubiquitin-conjugating enzyme e2w, putative
Exons: 5
Source: RefSeq, a predicted model, not a curated record